This is a messenger RNA of Macadamia integrifolia, 1307 nucleotides long. RefSeq lists its product as uncharacterized. The transcript is spliced from 4 exons. The record is from RefSeq and is a predicted model, not a curated record. Lineage: Eukaryota; Viridiplantae; Streptophyta; Magnoliopsida; Proteales; Proteaceae. Bases 119 to 898 code for a protein of 259 amino acids.
UGAGUUUGGUGCAUGGUAUACCUGCCUCAUUCUUCCUCUCUCUUGCCUACCUUCCCCCACCCCCUCCUCCUCCUCCUUUUUCUCUCUUUUUGAAAAAGAAAGAAAAUCUAUAUCGUCCAUGUCAGAUAGAAGUUUCAGGAGACGAGUUCCGGCUACACGCCGGAAUAACAGUCUACCUAAGCUUACCUCAUCCUCUAGCCGACGAACUCCGACACCCAGAAAAUCAAAACCCCAAUCAAAGCCAGUUAAGAUUCUCCAGCGAUGUUACUCGGAACCAAUCCUUUACACGGUCAAACUUGUGUUGACCGACAACAACGUAACCGACAGCGAAACCCAAAUUCUGAAAACCGAUGAUCACCACUUCAACUUCACUCCUCCUCCGUUAGGGUGUCCGUUUCAAUCACCCUCUCCAAGUUGCUCCAAUAUAUACAGUAAGGAAGCGAAGGUGGUGGUGACGGUGACGGUGGAGGGAAGUCCAGGGCCGGUGAGGAUGAUGGUGAAGUUAGGGUGGAGUGUGGAGGAGACUAUAAGGGUUGUCAUGGAAAAGUACAGAGAGGAAGGACGUACCCCUCCCUUGGAUCGCGACGCUACUGCUUCCUCCUUCCACUUGCAUCACUCCUGCUUCAGCUUUCACAAUCUUGAUAGGCAGCAGACAAUUGGGGAAGUUGGGAGCAGAAGCUUCUACCUCCGAAAGGGCAGCGGCAGCUGCGAAAGCAGUUUUUACUCUGAUGGUUUAGGAACACAAACUGCUUCUUCUUCUUCUUCUGUCAUGUCACAAGUUGUUUCUAUGAGAGCCCCCACUGCUACUCCAGGGAUUGCAUCUCCUCCCUCAAUCUUCUCCCUAGAUUUCAUUCGUCAAAGUAUGCAUAUGAUACUAAGAAAAAUGUAUGAGCUCUAAAGAAAAUCUAUUGAUGCCAACGGAUUACACUCGGGUCAUCUGUGCCAGUAGAUAGAUAGACAAGGAUCGAAACUGGGCCAAACAAUAAGAGACUUGUGCAGAACGCUCAUGAGUAGAUGAAAUUGGGCGUCUAGUACACACUUGCAUAUCACUCAAUUUAUGAUGUCAUGGAUUUGGCCAAAGUAUCAGUUUGGUGAGCCUAUUCAAUAGUUGGUCUAUUGUGUGUUCUUCUAAGUCAAUGCUUUUGGUGAAGAGAAAAUAUAGAAAUGAUAAGUCUGAAAUUAAAUAGACAAGAUCUCUCUAGGGCUUCAAUGGUUUAUGUCUAGAGAAAGGGAACCAAUAAGGUGUAUGUAAAUGGAAAUAAUUAUAAGAAGAUUUCUCUCUAACAAGAAGUUGUUUUUUAUGGAUA